UUCACACGGGGCAGUGUUAAACAGUAUAAGAAGCGAAGAAAUACUCCUGAAUGGGUCAGAUUGAUUCCAGCUUUUCUCUCAUCAUCACUUUGUGGCGUUAGCAAGAGAUGCGAGAAAUACUUUGGAUGAAAUGUGUUGACAGCACACUUUGUCGUCAUCUGCUGCAAUACCUCUGGCUCCUAACAGAAAUAGAGCAUGUCGUGUAAGCAGACCCUCAGAAAUUCUCCUCGGGGCACACCGGACAUCCCUUUGACGACAACCGAUGGCAGGGAGACAUGGAGCAAAAAAGUCGACUUUUUGCUCUCUGUCAUUGGAUUCGCUGUAGAUCUAGCAAAUGUAUGGAGGUUUCCAUAUUUGUGUUACAAAAAUGGAGGAGGGGCAUUCCUGGUUCCUUACUGUAUUAUGUUGGUAAUUGGGGGGAUACCGUUAUUUUAUAUGGAAUUAGCUUUAGGACAAUUUAAUCGAAAAGGAGCUAUUACUUGUUGGGGAAGGUUAUGUCCGUUGUUUAAAGGUAUAGGUUAUGCUGUCGUCUUAAUAGCAUUUUACGUUGAUUUUUACUACAAUGUUAUAAUAGCGUGGGCUUUGCGAUUCUUCUUCGCCUCCUUCACAAAUCUUCUACCAUGGACAACGUGUGAUAAUCCUUGGAACACCCCGAACUGCAGACCAUUUGAGUUUCCAACUAGAAACUAUUCCGACUUUAAUCGGUCCGAGCUUGCAGAAAUCACAGGUCCAUCGGAUUCCCGCUUUGCAUCAGCUGCUUCGGAAUAUUUCAAUCGAGCUAUUCUGGAGCUUCACCAAAGCGAAGGACUCCACGAUUUGGGUGCCAUCAAAUGGGACAUUGCGCUGUGCCUUUUAGCUGUUUACGUCAUUUGUUACUUUUCGCUGUGGAAAGGAAUUUCCACGUCGGGGAAAGUGGUGUGGUUUACGGCUUUAUUUCCUUACGCCGUUCUGUUGAUACUUUUAGUUCGGGGGAUCACUCUGCCUGGGUCCGCGGAAGGGAUUCAGUACUAUUUGAAUCCCAAUUUUAGUGCUAUUGGAUCUGCAGAAGUAUGGGUGGACGCAGCCACUCAAGUAUUUUUUUCAUUGGGUCCUGGUUUUGGAGUUUUGCUAGCGUACGCUUCUUAUAAUAAAUACCACAAUAAUGUUUACAAAGACGCAUUAUUAACGAGUGUUAUAAACUCAGCCACUAGCUUCAUCGCUGGCUUUGUUAUAUUCUCUGUGCUCGGAUACAUGGCGCAUGCUGCUGGCAGACCAAUUCAAGAAGUAGCCACAGAAGGUCCAGGAUUAGUUUUUAUCGUAUAUCCAGCGGCAAUAGCUACGAUGCCCGGCAGUAUAUUUUGGGCGUUGAUAUUUUUUAUGAUGUUGCUCACACUAGGUUUAGACAGUUCGUUUGGCGGUUCAGAAGCCAUAAUAACAGCACUAAGUGACGAGUUCCCGAAAAUUGGACGAAACAGGGAAAUUUUUGUAGCGUGUUUAUUCACCCUUUACUUCCUAGUGGGCUUAGCAUCGUGUUCCCAAGGAGGAUUCUAUUUUUUUCUUCUAUUGGAUAGGUACGCCGCUGGCUAUUCUAUGUUGUUUGCCGUAUUUUUUGAAGCUAUAGCAGUUUCAUGGAUAUAUGGAACUCAACGAUUCUGUGAUGAUAUCCAAGACAUGAUCGGAUUUUCUCCCGGGUAUUAUUGGAGAUUCUGCUGGAAAUUUGCAGCGCCGGUGUUUCUGUUGUUUAUUAUUGUUUACGGGUUGCUAGGAUACGAACCCCUCUCCUACGAGAACUACGUGUAUCCUGGCUGGGCCAACAUCCUGGGUUGGGUAAUUGCUGGAUCUUCAGUAUUCAUGAUUCCUGCGAUUGGCCUGUACAAGUUUAUUGUUACGCCUGGAUCUUGCUUAAAGAGGCUGAAAACACUAACAACACCAUGGCGUGAUACCCAAAGGGCCUCCCAAGUCAACGGAGUGGUACAAUCAGAGAGUCAGCAGGUUCGUUUGUCGACGCCAGAAGUUCCAAACCAGGCGCCGGUUGAGGUGUGAGAUAAAAGAAUUACUAAAUUUAAGGAAUACUACGUUUAGAGUUAUUUUUCUUUGGACAGCAUAAAAGGCUAGGGUGUACAAUUAUUAGUUUGAACGAAGUCUGGGAUUGGUUUGGUUUCUAGUUUUAGAUAUAAUUUAUAACUUAAGAUAGAAAUCAAAUAUAAAACAACAUAUUUUAGUACUAAAUAGUGACAUUUACCGUAAAGGUCUGCACUUACUUAAACUAAUAGCAUUAGGAACGAUUAUUUUCAACAAUUCCUCUAGCACAUUAUAAGCAUUUUUUUAUUAUUUUAGUGUACCUACUACGCUUUCCAUUAAUCAAUAUAUCUCAGUGUCAUGUUAUUACAGAAAUCACAAUAUCAUAAGAGGCAUGGAGAAAGACGGAAUCAACGUUAUUCAUACAACAUGUGAGGAGAUGACCAUACUGGAAAAUGACCAUCUAAUUGGUGCAAAUCCUUGUUUAUUCCAAUCUAUAAAAAAAGAACGUCAACAGAUUGUAGUAAUCACAGAAUAAUAGCUCUAACGUUACAUGUAAGCAAAGUUCUGCUUAAUUUUAUGAAUGGAAGAGUAAUAGUAUUUCUGCUACCCCAAAUGUCAAAAAAGAAUCUGGGGUUGUUCUAGAAAAAAUUAUGAACAAAUCUACAUGUUUGUUAGUUUGUCUAGAAAACACGCGAAUUUAAUGUGGAAACUUACCUAUGCUUCGUAGACUAUUCUAAAGCAAUCUACUGCGUAAAUUGGCAUACAAUAUGGGAAAUAUUCAGAGAAAUGGGCAUCCAGUACCAUUUGAUUUGGCUUCCAAAACAAGUGUAGAGGAACGGGAACAUCAUGAUUACAGUACGAAUAAAUAAUACCUACUCUGAAGUUUUAUUAUUUCGGCAAGGAUGACUGUCAUUUAAUAUACAUAUAUAGUGAGCAGACUAUGCGAACAGUUUUCGAUAACUGGGAUGGAGAGUGAGAGGGUACAAAAUAAAUAUCCUAAGAUAUGCAAAUGACAUUCUAAAAGACAUCGAUAUGAGUAAAGGUACGAAACUUCACCUCGCAUGUGCACUGAUAUUCCCUAUUGCAACAUAUGCCUCUGAAACGUGGACUAUCAGGAAAACUAGCGCAAAGAGAAUGAACGUCUUUAAGAUGUGGAUAGAGAGAAGGAUAUUGCAAAUUCCGUGGACAGCAGACCAUAUAAAUAACUGAGUGAUUCUAAAGCUAAAUAUUAUUACUAUUCCUUACAAAAAUAAACAGAAAUGUUCUGAGGUACUUUGGUCAUAUCUCUAGAAUAAAAGAAGAUAUGGAAAUAUGAAGGCAGAAGAUCAAGAGGCAGAUCUCCUUAACGGCGGUGUGAUCGAAUUAAAAAUUCAGACGUCUUUUUUUACAAAAAAUUUAACAAAGCUCAAAAUAGAGUUGAGUGGUCAAUCACAGUCAAUCAAACCUCAUAACGUAACAUUAUCCUUGCGUGGGAUAAAGGACUAAGGAGUUCCAGAAAAUUUGUUUACGGAACAGAUUAGAUAUAGAAAUAAGGUUUAAGGACAUUUGAAAAAAGUUUGAAUGAAUGUAAGGCUUUUGUUUUUUAUUAAACAUUUCUUUAUAAAUCAUUUUAUUUAACUGUAGUCCAGGUACGUUCUUAUAAGCUUCUAGUUGCGGUAAGUAAAGUCUUUUACGUUAAAUAUAAUAAUAUAUAAUAUUGAAUGUGGUACUAUCGCAUUCUAGUUUUGGAUUAGAUUUUAGUAAAUUUUGUAACUGAGAAUGUAGGUUAGAGUUUAGACGUUAUAUGUAGAUGUUUGUAAUUAUAUAUAAAUAUGUUAAUGAUAGAAAUAUAUAUGACAAAAGCCCCCGUACAUGCAACCAACAGUGAUCAAUAUAUUUGGUAUAGUCUGAUGAUUAGAAAGUUAUCUGUUCCUUCCGUAUUAAUAUUUUUAUUUCUGCGUAAAAUAUUUUUAUUCAUCAUCAUCCAACCAAUUUACGUCCACUGCUGGACAUAUGUCUCCACCAAUUGUUUCCACACUUCACGGUUUUGUGGUGAUUGUUGCUAGUAUUUAAUUAUCCGCCUGAUAUCAUCUGUCCAUCGUGUAUGCGGCCUUCCUCUACUGCGUUUAUCUUCUCUUGGUUUCCAUUGAACUAGCUUCCGUGUCCAUCUUAUCUCUAUCAUCCUGACAACGUGUCCUGCCAGUUCCAUUUGAGCUUGGUGACACGUUCUAUAACAUCUGUAAUACUGGUUCUCAGGACCCCCGUAAGAACUACUGGCACCUGUGUGAAAAAAAGGAUUUUGGCGCCCCUUAAGGCAUUUUGAUAAUGUUUUUUUAUUUAUUUUUUUGAAGGUAGGUAGGUAGGUGCUUGAAAUUAAGCAAAAUAGGAACAAAUAACACCAUUGCAACACCAUAGCAAAUAUUAAUUAAAUAAAGUUUAAGGGGCUUUAUUGAAUCAAUUCUGCUGGACCAUCUUGUCACACAUAGAGGGUUUAAACUUAACCCGAGAACAUUUUUUCUCACAACAUCCCACCUUUUUGUAGAUGGCGAACCCAGAGUAACACGAUUUUCAAAUUUUGUCCAUUUAAGCAUUUAAGGUACGUUUUUUUUACUGCAACGGCUGGCUCGUUAAUCGCUGAAAGAUCGUCGCGUGUUUCGGAGUUUUGUAUUUGAGAGAUUUUUGUGAAGUGAAACUUGUUUUUAUAGGUAUAAUACGUCUCAUUUCAUAAUUUCCUAAUAAAUGGUUGUUUAUCACAAUUUCAAAGUAUCCUUCUUCUUGUCUUCUUUUAAAUAUUGCAUGUUUUUCUAAUCUUGGAGCACUUGACAUUUCUUUCUUCGUCCUCUAUUUCCUUUGCUCGCAUUAUUUUAACAAUAAUUGUUUUCUUUUAAUAAUAAUAUUAAUAUUGUCCGUCUGUCCGUCCGUCCGCAAACCAGGUAGAAUGACAAAUGAGGUGUCGAAUGAAAGCUUAUGAUCCAAGGCUACUAUAGGUGAGAAAAUUUGACCUAGGACUUCCGCUUUUAGAAAUGUAACCAGAAGUACUAUUUUAAAGUCAAUAGUACAAGCGAUAUAUUAUUCGACACGCCAUAGCAAGAUGAGAACAAAUGUAUACCUACUUCUGGUUUCAUGACUGUCUGCCCGUCUGUUGGUCGUCCGUGAAAAUAACUCCUCCGUCAUUAUACUAGGUAGAAUGACAGAUGCGAUAUCGAACGAAAGCUUAUGAUUCAAGGAUGGUACUAAAGGUGAGAAACUUGACCUAGGACUUCCGGUUUUAGAAAAGCGACCGUAAGUAUAAUGUUUUAAAGUCGCCGGAAUAGUAUAAGUGAUAUAUUAUUCGACGCGCCUUAGCAACACGAGAGUAAACUUCCGGUUUUCUGACUAUCUGUCCGUCUGUUCAUCGUCUGUGAAAAUAACUCCUUCGUUAUGGCACUAGGUAUAAUGGCAAAUGAGAUGUCGAAUGAAAGCUUAUAACCCAACGAUGAUGGUAAUAAAAGUGAGAAAUUUCACCUAGGACUACGGGUUUUAGCAAUUCAACCGGAAGUACUGUUUUAAAGUCGUCGGAAUAGUACAAGUGAUAUAUUAUUCGACGCGCCUCAGCAACACGAGAACAAAUAUAUACUUCCGCGCCAGUAAGAACGUACCUUUAGACGGGACUGUAUCGUCGCCCCCGUUAGCGAAAUUAUUCCGAUUCGAUUUUUUUGCACAAACUUAGAAUAAUACUUACUUAUUACUACUUACGCGUGCCGCGGUCGAAAAAUUGUUUAAACAAUUUUUUUAAACAAAUUCACAAAAAAAUUUUUUCAUUUGGAACAAAUUUUUUUAGAUAACUUGGGUCAUUCUGAGUAAAAAUGGUCCCUUGUCAUUUUUCAUUGAUUGUUGUCGAGUUAUACGCGAUUUAAAAUUUAAAAAAUGCGAAAAUGGCCAUAUAACUUGACAACAAUCAAUUUUCAAGAAAAAUCAUAAGAGACCUUUUUUGCCUAUAAUGACCCAAGUUAUCUAAAAAAAAUUGUUCGAAGUGAAAAAAUUAUUUUUGUGAAUUUGUUUAAAAAAAUUAAAGAAUUUUUCGACCAAGGUACCGCCUGGAACCCUACGGAUUUGUUAUAAAGACCUCUUUUUGAGUAAGUUUUUGCAAUAAAAUCUAAUCGAAAUAAUUUCGCUAACGUGGGCAACGAUAGAGCCUGGACUAUAGCGCUAAUUGUUAAUAAUUAAAAACAACAGCUUUGUAAUAAAAUAAUGACAAAAAUUUCUUAGGGAUCUUGAAGAAGGGGUUUUAAACUUUGAUUUCGUCACUUUUUGACUUUUAUAAUAGUAAUUUUUAAUCAAGUUAAUAAGCCUUAAAAAUGGUCAUUUUCGCAUUUUUAAAUUUUAAAUCGCGUAUAACUCGACAACAAUUAAUUUUAACGAAAAAUGAAAAGAAAACUUUUUUUAUUCAUAAUGGCCCAAGUGAUCUAAAAAAAUUUGUUCUAAAUAAAAAAAUUAUUUUUGUGAAUUGGUUUUAACAAUUUUUCGGCCACGGCACCGCCUGGCACCCUGUGGAUUUGUUAUAAGGGCCUCAUUUUGAGUCAGUUUUUCCAAAAAAAUAGAAUCAGAAUAAUUUCGCUAACGGGGGCGACGAUACAGCCCUGUCUAAUUAGUUAUUUGAUGUGUAUGCGAUUUUCAAAUCUUGUCGAUUCAUCAUUUGAGCGUCCCACAAUCGAUGGCUUAUCGAUGAGAUAGAAUUACCGCCCACACACUACUACUUACAUGUUUAGAAUUUUUUCACGAAAUCAGGGCAUAGUUAGGUAUUUCUUAUCUACAGUUUUAUCUACGGAAUGGGUGUAUUUUAUUUUUAUAGAGGUAUUUUUUUAUUUUAUGUCUAUAGAAAGUAAUAAUGUCAUCCAAACAAAGUAAAACUGAACUUUUUAAUUACUCAACUUUUAUUUUAAAAUUAAUUUUUGCGUUUUUAUUUUCUUUUGUAAAUAUUUUCGCAAUUUUUGACCCUUGGUUUUGGCGCCCCUAAAGGAUGGCGCCCGUGUGCAUUGCACACUUUGCACAUAUGGUAGCGGGGGCCCUGCUUGUUCUUAAAAUAUUUUUAUUAUUCAAUCCAAAAUAUGUUCGAAAAUAUUAAAAUGCUGGGGGGAAUGUUAAAUGUUGAACAUGAAACACAAGUUCCCAACAUCCCGAAGAUGUUGUACUCUACGCCUACGAUACAUAGACAAAAAAUUAAUUGAUGUGCAAAAGGUACAUAUCAACAAGAAGAUAAGGAAACAAAAAAGUGGAGCAGAGUGUACCAAUGAAAGGGAGAUAAUAAUUACAAAUUAAUUGAAUACACGAGCACGACGAAAAUUGCCUUUAAUAAAAUCAUUGAUAAAUAACAUAUUAAAGAAAUCUAUCAAUGCGUGGUUAGGAAAUUGACUGUGAAAGCUGCCGUCUAUUAAUUUAAUCAUAUAGGAUUUUGAUUCUUUUUUAACAGCUAGAUACAUCAUUCCAUUUUUGAUGGCUACAGUCCCAAUGGAAUUCUUGUUCCACCUUGUCACUGAUACCUAUGUCUUCAAGUCCAAAGAAUACUUUGUGAAGGCCCUCGCCCCGUUUUUUUUUUCAGUAUUUUACUACUUUCUAUAGGAAAUUGUGAUAAACGAUUCUCCAUUACGGUGAUGGUGCAAAAAAUUUCACUGUAUGAAUAUUCACCAUUAACAAAAAUAAUUACUUUUUAAAAAAUCUAAUAGAUAUAUAUGAACAUAUCAACAUAAUAUCAAAAUUUUUAGUUCACUUCUAAUUAUUUGGUGGAAUAAGAAUAUAAAUAUCAACGAAGUAACAAAUACGACUAUUAUCAGACAGUAACCAUUAAAAUGAAUUAUUGGUACUAUUUAUAUUUAUAGUAAACAUUUGUAAAAAUUAAGAAAUGAGCUGUCUAAAUUGAUAGACUUAUUGAUUUAGACUCUUAGGUAAUAUACCUGAAAAACGCAACUAAAAUAAACUGAAAUACCUUCAGGUAUAUUGCUUAAAGAGUAGGUAUUCUUAAACAAUUGUUAGCAGCCUUUAGUGGAGUAGCAAAAAUACAUCAUAUAAAUGCAUAUUAAGGAAUCAAUGAACAAUAGUCUCAAAGUUAAUUUUUUUAAAUUAUUUUAAAUUUUCUAAAUCUCAUACUCAUAUCACUUAAGUGCCUGGUUGUUAACCUGCCGUCUAUUUCUUCUAUGGGUUUUAUGUUUUCCAUUUACUCGGCUCUUAUAUUUAUUUAACAGAGAACACUGUUAUAUCAACGCUAUUAUUAUCUGUCAUUUUAUAAACUCUUCGUCAAUUAAUUCUUUAUUAUUCCUAAUCUGCAUGUAUUUUCAUAUACUCUCUUUCACCAUAUUUUAUCUAUAAUGUAUUACCUUAGGCAACAAAUACCUUGGUCAACAAAGUAGAAUAAACUUUGGACAUACAAAGAAACUUUGCAAAAGGUACCAAGAGCUUUAUGUAGAUAGAGUAUUAUGAAAUGAUCAUCACAUUCUCUUUGUCUUACCCCCUAAUUACAUCUCUACAUAAGUUAGGUCAUAACUAACAAUAGCAAUCUUCUUCUCAAACAUGUUCUGCUUAAGAAUAUGUCUCGCCGGUCUUCUUUGGUCUUCCUUUUCAUCUUCCAGGCAUUUGUAACUUAGCAAUUCUUCAUAUAGGUUGAUUUGCGCCUCGACGAUGAAUAUGUCCGAAUCAUCUUAAAUUAUGCUGUUUCAUUUUGACACCAAUGGAUAUAUUCACAUAAAUGUACUCAUUUUUCAUUUUUUUUUUGUCAUUCUACUCAUCCACUUAAUCAUUUCCGCCACAUACAUUCUUUGUUUCUCUUUCUUUUUAGCUCUCCAACAUUCAGGUCGGUUCAUCAUAGUUGUAUGGUAUUUUCCUUUGGGAUGCACUGGAAUUUUUCUGUCAAACAAUAAACCACUUACUUCCUUCCACUUGGUCCAUUCCGCUAUACUCUGCAACUCUUGCUACUGCAUGUAUCAAUAAUAUGUAUAGAUAAUCAAAAAUAUUACUUUUCACGAUAGUUUUCGCAGUCAUCACAAAGGAAGGAAAAAAAAUCACCAUCCAAAGUUAUCAUUUUAUUUUAAUGGUACCUCAACAUUUAAAUUCCAAAUAAUCUUAUCUGGAUUCUAGUGAAAAUACCUAUUGUUUAUAACUGAUCAAACUGAAAAAAUGAUCAAACUAACUGAUUCCAAUAUGAAAUAUUUUAGAUUUAUCCACCAUAUAUUGGAGAAAAAAAAAACAUAAAAGCUAUACAGCCAACGUCUAAUAUUUAAAAAAUAUUAGAUGAUAGCCGAUAUGUUUUUAUUAUUGGGGCUGCUACUUUUCAAUUGAUCUAUUUUUUAAAUUCCAUUUUUUAUUGAUCAUUUAGCCUCCCAAGGUGAAACUAUUGGUAGGGCCAAGUAGUUUGUCUUGCGGAUUACUUUUUGUAAUAUAUUAAAAAAAAAAAGAAGUGAAUUUAGAUAUUCUUUAUAGGUCCACAAUUUUGUAUUUUAGUCAAAUUAAAUAUAUUAUUAUGAUUAUUAUAUUUUACUCUACAAAUUUUUGUUUUGCGAGUCUUAGCCUGGGUCAUGAUCUAUCAGUUCAAGGAAAUACUAUGUUUAGGACUUUGAAUACUACAUUGAAGACCAUAUCCUAGUAUUAUGUAAAAUAAGAAUCAUCAUGAAAUAAAUACAUCACACCCAAGAAAGAGGCACCAUUACAACCAAAAUCAGAUACGAAGGACUAAACACGGAAUUACAUAGACAGAAUCAGAAUAUCAGAGAAAAUUGCUGAGCAAAAAAUAUUAGAAAACAUUAAUAUUUACCAGCAAGAAAGCAGGGAAGAGAAAGCUGGUUUAGAAAGGAAGUGAAGACAAAAUGUAAAGAAAAUGAGAAAGCUUUUUUACGAUACAGGACACAACAAACACAAGUAAACGACCACUAUGUAUAGACGAAUCGGAAAUAAAACGAAUACAGACAAAUAAAAAGGGAACAUUGGGAGAGCUUCUCAAAGCAGAUAGCAGAUGGAAUACGACUUCUACGGUACACAAAUAGAAAUAUGGAGAAUGAUCCGAGGACAAGGAAAAGAGACAAAUGAACUCAUAAAAACGAGACACGUUCAGGUCACAUAGACAGACAGGAUAAAGGAAGCAUUAAGGAAAUUAAAAUGUAGAAAAUCGCCAUAAGAUGAUAGAAUACCGAAAGAACUAUUAAAGUACAUGAUCUGAGUAAACAACUAAUAAAACUACUCCAAAAACUGAAUCCACUUAUUUUACUAAAGAGAGAUACGUCUCCACUAAAGACACCAGGUAGCGAUGGUAUACCCGCAGAGUGCUUAAAACAUGGAGGAGAAGCGUUGUACAGUUCUAUAUACCUACAAGCUAAUUCAAGACAUUUGGCGAGAAGAAACAAUGUCAGAUGAAUGGAAAGAAGGAGUUGUUGUACCAAUACACAUAAAAGAAAACAAAAAGCAAUGUAUUAACUAACGGGAAACAACACUCCUAAACACCACCUAUAAAAUCCCUGCAAACAUCCUGCUAAAAAGAACCAAAAAAUACACAGAAGAAAUCUUCUUCUUCUUCUUCUUCUUCUUCUUCCUCUUUAUAAGCAAUUCUGCUUGUUCAUUGGCGGAUUGAUACCUCUAUGGAAGGUUGUCGCUCCAUCUUUUGCGCGGUCGGCCGAUACUUCUUCUGCCGAUUGGUGAUUUAUCUCGUGCUAUUUUGACCACACGUGUCUCCCCCAUUCUGGUUAUAUGGUUGUUCCAUUCUUUUUUUCUAUUUAGUGUCCAUUCGUUUAUACACUGUACGUUACAUUGUCUUCUAAUAUCUUCGUUCCUCUUUCGAUCUCUCAGUGUAUUUCCUGUAAUUCUUCUCAGUACUCUCAUCUCUGCCGUUUCCAGUAGUCUUUGUGUUGUGGCUGACAGAAGAAAUCGUUGAAGAUUAUCAAUGAGGAUUUAGACCGGGCCGCUCUACUAUUGACCAGAUAUUCACAAUAAAACAGAUAAUGGAAAAAUGCUGGGAAUUUGAUCGUGAGCUUCAUCAGAUGUUCGUAGAUUUUAAACAAGCAUUUGAUAGAGUAUGAAGGGAUAGACUGUGGACAGCGAUGCAAGAACUUGGCUUUUCAAAAAAACUAGUCAGGUUGAUACGGAUGUGUAUGGAACAGUUACGAUGUAAGGUGAGAGUUGGACGACAAUACUCGUGAGACAUUUGAAAUAGACAAUGGACUAAAACAGGGAGAUGCACUUUCACCACAACUCUUCAAUUUAGCUCUGGAGCACAUAAUCAGAAAUGCAAAAAUAGAAAAACCCAAUACAGUAUUUCAUCGAGAAGUACCAAACUUACUACUGGCAUUUGCAGACGAUAUCGAUCUAAUAGGUAACACACGAUUAAGGAUGAAGGAGACUUUCGUGAGGUUCGAGAAGGAAGCAGAGAAGAUGGGGCUCCAAAUCAACGAAAACAAGACGAAAUAUAUGUAUAUGAGCCGCAAUAACUAAAGCACAGACAGAAUUGGUCAGAAUAUCACCAUCGAUGACUUUAACUUUGAGCGCGUUAGAGAAUUCAAGUAUCUUGGAACAACAAUAACUGAAGACAAUAACGGAUCACAAGAAAUAAACAACAGGAUACAGACCGGCAACAGAUGUCUUUUUGCACUCCAAAACCUUAUAAAAUCAAAACAAUUAACAAGACGUACGAAGAUACAAGUAUAUAAAACAAUCAUACGACCCGUUAUGAUGUAUGGAAGCGAAACGUGGACGAUAACAAAGGCAGACUAAGAGAGACUACGUGUUUGGGAAAGAAGAAUCCUAAGGAAGAUCUUUGGUCCUGUGCUGGAUGAAGCAUCAGGACAAUACAGGAUAAGAACUAACAAAGAGCUCGAAGAACUUUACCCAGACUCCAACAUCAUAAAAGAAAUAAAGUCCAGAAGACUCCAAUGGGCGGGACACCUCAGAAGACAUUCUGACCAAAGAACAGUAAGACUGGUGUGGGAGGAAGUCCCAACUGGAAGGAGACCACGCGGACGCCCUCGACUCCGGUGGCGAGAUAAUAUAGCAGGAGACCUAAGCGCGAUGGGCGUGGAGAAUUGGAUGGAGGUUGCUCAAGACAGAAAACAGUGGAGGCAUGUUGUCGAGUCGGCUAAACCCCACGAAGGGUUGUAAAGCCACGGAGUAAGUAAGGAGUAAGUAAGAUACGUCUCGGAAUAAUCCGAACCAUCAAAAAUAUUUAUCAGAACCACACAAUAGACGUAAAAGUAGAAGAAUAACUAACUUACCGAAUAUGGGAUAAGGUAGGGUGAUUUUCUGAACCCUUUAUUGUUCAAACUGAUUAUGGAUUAAAAGGAUCCCAAAUGGUAGAAAAACAAAUUAAAAUGAUUUGUUAAUUUCCUCCAAAAAAGACAAAAUGCAUGGAUAUAACAGCAAAUCCACUAAGAUUUAAAUUCGAGUUGGAGAAUCAGAUAGUAGAACAAGUGAUCGAGUUUAAACAUCAUCUAGACAUCACACUGUCUAGCUGUGAUUGGUAGAUGGGUAGAAAGUGGAGUCUUUUAAAGUGUUACAUGUUUCUUCUUGAUGUUGUUCGUACUGUUUGGACGUAUCCCUAUCGAACUUAAGUUCGAUCGAAUGUUCCCUGAGGAAUUCCACUCCUAGUAUUGCAUCUUCCGUUAACCCUGGCAUUACUAUAAAUGUUUGUCUUGUUUGUAAAUUAUCGAUUUCGCAGUCAAUUGUCAACUUCUGGUUAAGCUCCUUUGAAGAUCCGUUUGCUAGUAUAGUCUUCCGUUAUAGCUAUGUAGAGAGUGUUUGAAUAUCUGCGCUAUUCUAUCUCCGGCGUAAUUUUUAAUGGUCCCUGUGUCAAUUAAUGCUUUGUAGGAUCUUUGUCCGAUUUUAAGUGAUGCGAACAGUCGCAUGUCGUUGCUUGCUUGUUGUGUAACGGCGAGAACGAAUGGAGUCGAAUCUUGCUCCUCAGACUGGGACCAAUCCUUGUUUCUCCAGUCUGUUAUUCGUUUCCCUGAGGUCUGGAACAGCAGUCACUGCUGUAGACCCCUUCUUUGCCGCAUCGCGAACAAAACUUUUUCCAUGAGUUUUUACAAUUCUUACGGAAGUGACCUGGCAUCUUGCAUCUAAAGCAUGUUCUUUUGGUAUCGUAUUGUGCAGGGUUUGUACGUCUCCAAUUUCCGCAAAAAUUUUGAUUUUCUCGGAUCCUUUCGUCUUCUAAAGUUUCGUAUUCUUGGGCUAAAUCUUGUAAUUCCGAUAAAUUUUUGAAAUCCCGGCGGCGAGCAUGAAGCUUAUAUUCUGGCAGCAUAUUUUUAUAUAUCCUUUCGAGUUCUUGGUUUCUUGAAAAAGAUCCUUCUCGUCUGAUUAAUGUUUGAAUAUCCGUGAUAUAUCUAUCCACUGGUUCGUUUUUCCUUUGCUUUCUGUUUCUGAUUUGCUCCUCUAGUUGUAGCGAAUACUCUCUGGGAUCGAAAACUUUCUUAAAAUAUUUGCUGAAGUCCGUCCAUGAAUCCCAAUUUCUGUUGUUGUUUCGGUACCAUAACAAUGCAUGGUUUUUUAACAAUUCUGGUAAUGCUUUUAGCAGAUCUUGCUUAUCGACCUCGUAGGCUAGGCUUAACUCGUCUAUUCUCUCUAUGAAGUCUACCGCAUCCGAAUGUUUCUUGUCGAAGUGUGUGUUUCACCUUCGUACUUGAUUUAGCAAAUCUGAUUAUUGAAAUUUCCUGGGUCAGUGUGUCUGGUUCGGCUUCCUUGGAAGUAUUGAUUUUUGGGAUUGUUCCUGUCGCUUCCCCGCGAUCUUUGUAAAAGGUUCUGUGUCUUAACCUUAACUCGUCGACGGUUCCUUUGGAAUCUAAUCCGCAUCUUUCGGCGUCGCGCUGUAAUUCCUCUUUGGAAAGACGGUUUAUCCAUGACGUACCUGUCGUGGCACCUGUUACUGAGUCUGUAUCUUUAUCUGUCGGCAUUUUUGGUAUUGUCCGGGCGUCGAGUAACGACAUUUACCUGCGUAUAUUCUAGUUUUUUUUUGCUCGGGCGCCAAUUUUGUGAUGGGUAGUUCUUCUAAGACGACAGAUUCAGUAAAACACACGUUAAACCAAAAUAAAUAUAUUCAGUCUAAUCGUUUACAAAAUAAAUAAAAAUAAUAUAUCUCAUUCUCAUUCGUCGCAGCGAAGUCCUUUUCCGGAUAGACGUCUGGAAAAGAAGAACAAAAUUAACAAUGUAAUUCAAAUAUAUACAUUUAUCGGGGGCUCGCUCACUACGCUUGCCUCCGUUUAUUUAUGAGCCGCAAAUUACUUCACUACGGUACACCUUGCGGCUCGAGUUGGCUUGCCUAAGCUUGCGAAUCACGUCAAUACGGUGAACCUCGCUACUCAGGUCGGCCUGCCUAGCUCACCUCGCUUGGCUGGUUGUGAAGCCCAGAACUCUCGUUUCAGGACUGACGGAUCUAUGCUUGUGGCCUCCUUAAAUAUCCCUCUACCGGUGUUGUUUCGGAGAGGUGGGACUGAGUGGGAGAAUCUGCGCGAUUUGAGAGAAUCGCACGAUUCCAAGUGUCAAUGCGGGUUCGGUUUAUCAGCGUAUUAUUACGUAGCUACACUCGAAACAGAAGAGGACGAUUAAUUGAAUGUGGCAAAAAGAACCGCAGGAUGCUUGAAUAAAACAAUAUUGAGAGAUAAAAAUGACGGGAAUGGAAUGAAAGGCAGAAUUUAUAAAACAUCAGAGCAAUAAUGACAUACGCGGCAUAAACACGACUUGACACAGAGAGAACAAAAAGAAUACAAGAAACAGCAGAGACGAAAACCCUUAAAAAUCGAUUGUAAGACACUAUGAGGCAUAGCUACAAGUACAGAUAUACGACGAACAUGCAAAAACAUGACUUGGUACGAAAUAGAAAAGACGGCGAGAGGCGGUUCUCCAAUAGGAAGACGAUCAGUGGAAAGACCACAAAAACGAUGGAAUGACAACUUACUAGAACCAUAUGUAUCUGUGACUCCGUAUUUCUUAUUGUUUCAAGUUUUUCUGAAUUAAAUUUAACCUUGAUCUUCUUCCACUUUAUUAAUAAUUUUUUCUUUUACAAAAUUGUGUGACUUUAAAAGGAUUUAGAAAUAAUAGACUCACUUCUACCUCAAACAAAUUUGUUACUAACCAAAUACCUCAUUUGGUUCAUCUAACCAUAGAUACUGAAAUCGAAGAAAACAGCGAAAUGUAGAUACAUGUUAGACAAAUGUAUUAGUUAGCAAUAUUAGGUACUCAGAAGACAAUUUAGAUUAAGAUAAAUAUGUACAGUACUAUUUUAGCAUUAAAAGAUAGUAUCUUUUUAUUUAUUUUGUAAAAUUUUGUACUCAAUGUGGGCAUGACUCUGGCUUUAACAAUAUAAUUACGGUAUCUAAAGAAAACGGUCAAACAGCCAUUUGACUGUUUUCAAAAAAAGUAAAAUAGUCCCAUAAAUAAGUAUCUGUUCAUAAUGACGAACAAAAUAGUUUUAUACGUAUUUAAUACAGAUAAUGUAAUUUUACAUGUAUUUAUGUAAAUUUAUCUAAAAAUAAAUGUACAAAAAAACCGUACUCGCCUUUGCCGAUGACGUAGAUGCAGUAACACAUUCGACAUUGGAAGUUAAGGAUAUUUUCUCAAGCUUUGAAGAAGCUGUAUUAUUAAUUGGUCUAAAAAUAAAUGAAGACAAAACAAAAUACAUGGUCGUCCCAAAACAAAAACGACGGCGAAUAAGGCAAAAUAUUAAUGUAAACGAUCAUAACUUGUAAGUGGUUAAAUAAUUUAAAUAUCUAGGAUCAACAAUCACUAAUGACAACAAUAUCGAUCAAUAAGUUGAAAUGCGAAUGAUAGGAGAAAACAGAUCUUUCUUUGUAAUGCAAACGCGACAAAGACUCAUGAAGAGAUGAUGAUGAAUUUUACGUGUAAGUAAAUAUAUCCUUAUUUUAACAUGUGUUGUUUAAAUAUUACACAAAUUUUUGUGUAUUUUAAACAUCGUUGUUAAUACAUAUAACAUUUUAAAAGUUCUAUUAAGCAAAGGGGUUAUACGAUAAGUUUCCUUGCAUAUCAUAAAAACUAUUAAAAAUUAUCUGAAAAUCUUCUUUCAAUAAUUUGUAGUUUGUUCUCUUUGGGAGUAUAUUUGUUUUAACAUGUUUUUUAAAGAGAGACCAAUAAAAUUCUUUAAUUAAAUAUGUAUAAAACUAUUAUACAAAUAAUAAAUAAUUGCUAAAUGUAUGAUAUUUUUAGAACUACUUACAUAAGUGGAAUAUUAGGGAGUUUUAAAUUUUAAUGUUUAUUUUGUGAAUGUUAAAUGAUAUAUUUUAAAUUGAUGUACCUAUAUCUUAAUUUUAAAAAGUUGUUGGUAACAGCCAUUGCGAACAGCUUUUGAGCGUUUUGUAAUAUAUUUAUUUUUGUUACUGAAAA
Diabrotica virgifera virgifera (western corn rootworm) is the source of this 16320-nucleotide messenger RNA. It is a transcript of the gene DAT, whose product is annotated as sodium-dependent dopamine transporter. The record is from RefSeq and is a predicted model, not a curated record. The transcript is spliced from 11 exons. Lineage: Eukaryota; Metazoa; Arthropoda; Insecta; Coleoptera; Chrysomelidae. Bases 196 to 2022 code for a protein of 608 amino acids. Gene Ontology annotation, molecular function: dopamine:sodium symporter activity. Gene Ontology annotation, cellular component: neuron projection; presynaptic membrane; neuronal cell body membrane. Gene Ontology annotation, biological process: dopamine uptake involved in synaptic transmission; sodium ion transmembrane transport.